AUGGAUGAUAUAUAAGUGAAAGUUUUUAUCCCAGAAAAAUCUAAGGUAGCAACACCAAAAAGAGAUCGCAAAUUAGAACAUUAAUAAAGGAAACUCAAAUAAGAAUAGAAAAAAUAAAAAUAUUUUGACAAAAUCCAUCAAAAUAAACAAAAUGAUUAAUAGCCACAACAUUAAAUUGAAAAUCAAGAAGAUCAACAAAUCAAUUAAACAAAUGAUAAAAAACAAUAAUAAAGAAAACCAAGAGUGCCUAUGAAAUAAUUAGUUAUCCAUUAGAAACCACAAAGUGUUACUUUACCAUAAAUUAAUGUCGAAUAAGAAGGUGAAGUCUUUACUGAAUAAUAUUUUGAAGACCUCAAAAUUCAUCCUAGUGUCAAAUUGGGAUUAAAAUCAAGUGAAUAUAUUAAAAUGACUAAAAUCUAAUAACUAGCCAUUCCUAUCAUAGAUACAAGUAAUUAUUUAUUUCUAUUUUAUUAGAAGCUAAUACAUUUAUUAAAUCUGAAACAGGUUCAGGUAAGACACUUGCUUAUAUGGUACCACUUAUAUCUCAUUUAAUGAAUUCUGAAGUCAGAAUUACUAGAGAAUAAGGAACUUAUAUUUUAAUUGUUUGUCCAACAAGAGAACUCUCUUUAUAAUGUGUUGAUGCAGCACUCAAAGUAGGAAAGAAAUGUCCUAACAUAGUUGUAGGUGCAUUGGUUGGUGGAGAAAAUGCAAAUCAUGAAAAAGCUAGACUCAGAAAAGGUGUAACAAUUGUUGUUGGUACUCCUGGUAGAAUAUUAUAUCAUAUUUAAAAUACACAAAGUUUCAAAUUUUCAAAUAUACAUACUUUAGUUUUUGAAGAAUGUGAUAGAAUUUUAGAUAUGGGAUUUUAAAAGGAUAUUGAAUAAUUGAUUUAAUUAUUUAGUGAUAAAAUUGAUAUUCCAUCUUGUUAAAAAAUCAUGGUUUCAGCACAUGUCAAUUAAAAUAUUUGUUAAAUUAAAGGAUUAGAAAUUACACCUAAAAAUUAUAAAUUUGUAGGAUUCUCAAAAUAAUUUAUUAAAGAUACUAAAAAUAAAGAUAUUGAAAUAAAUGAAGAUAAUUAAUAAUGUGAUUGGCUUGGAGAAGGUGAUCCUACAUGGUAAAUUCCAUCAACUCUUAAGUAAUAUUAUACUCUCAUUUAAGAACAUCAAAAAUUGGCAUUUCUUUUUGCAUAUAUUCGUACAUAAAUAGGUAAGAAAACUAUUAUCUUUGUAUCCACUUGUGAUGAAGUUGAAUUUUAUUCAUUUCUUUUUUAAUAAGUUUAAUAUUCUAAUCCUUUUAAGAAUGAAGAAUAAAAACAUGUUGAAGAAGAAGAAGAAGAAAAAAAAUAAGCAUUUAUAACAUAAGAGGUCUAUAAAUUACAUGGAAAUAUUGAAUAAUAAUAAAGAUCUAAAACUUAUUUCAAUUUUAAGAAAAGCAAACAUUAAGAUGGAUGUGUUCUAAUUUCAACUUCUGUAGCAUCAAGAGGUUUGGAUUUUCCUGAUGUAACUAAUAUCUUAGUUUUUGAUCCACCAGAUUCUUAUGAUGAUUAUGUUAAUAAAGUAGGAAGAACAGCAAGAAUUAAUAAAAAUGGUAUCAGUCUUAUGGUACUUUUUGAAAAGUAUUUAUUUUAUUUUUAAUCUAAGUCUUGAAUCACAAUAAUUUAUUGAAGAAAUCUAAUCUCAUUUAGCAGCACCUCUUAAUCUAGUUGAAUCAGAAUAAUAUUUUAAGGCAUUUUAAUAUUAUUUAUUUGAAACAAAGAAGAUUCAUGAUAAGAUGCCUGAUAAAUUCUUAGCCUUAAUGAUUAAAUAAUUAAUCAAACAGGAUAAAGAUUAUUAAUUACAAUCAAGAAGGUUUAAUUUAUCAUUCAAUUUUUAGAGCUUAUGUAAGUUUUCUAAGAGCAUAUGGAAGAUUAAAAAGUUUUAAGAUUAAGACUUUGAAUUUACAUAAUCUAUCUAAAUCUUUUGCUCUAGAAAAAGCAUUCUCUGAAGAUACAAAAGAUGAUAGAUAUUAAAAAGAUUUAAGAUUUAUAAAUCGAGAGAAAUUUAGAUAAAGAGAAGAAUAAGCAAAUGAAACUAGAUGGGAUAGAGAAAGAAAAAAGAGAAGAGUAAUGUCUUAGGCAGAAUUAAGUAAAAUGGAAUUCAUGUGA
Molecule: messenger RNA, 2143 nt
Organism: Paramecium pentaurelia
Lineage: Eukaryota; Ciliophora; Oligohymenophorea; Peniculida; Parameciidae
Source: the annotation of a GenBank genome assembly